GUUUGCUGGCGAUUGGUUGCUCGGACCAUGAAGUUUGCGAUCCUCGCCGUGCUUGUCUUACAGGUGGAAUGGGCUUUGCCUUGCACCUUCCAACGAGAGGAUGUACUGCGAGGUGCACAUUUCAGGACUUACUUCGUCAGCGAAGCUGAAUGCUUUGCUAGGUGCCUCAACCACCAGCAGAAAUGCACAGGCUUUUGCUAUAGGCAGACUGGUCAGCAGUGUAAUCUACUCGCUGGUGGUGACGUGGAACAAUCUUACCCUGCUGCCCAAUGCUACUCCCUUCACCGCAACUCGGUGAAACCGCCUCAUUACACAAGAAAACUGAGUUUCAUCAAAAAGGAAUCGAGAUGGGUGGUUGCGUAAUGCUUCAUAAGGGGAAAGCAAGUAGCUGAUUGAGAUUUUGGGUCAGCACCGACGAAAUGUAGUUAGUUGCAG
Cylicocyclus nassatus is the source of this 435-nucleotide messenger RNA. NCBI's taxonomy places the organism in Eukaryota, Metazoa, Nematoda, Chromadorea, Rhabditida, Strongylidae. The record is from the annotation of a GenBank genome assembly.